This is a messenger RNA of Balaenoptera ricei (Rice's whale), 1533 nucleotides long. It is a transcript of the gene ANTXRL, whose product is annotated as ANTXR like. Bases 1 to 1533 code for a protein of 510 amino acids. The transcript has 14 exons. The record is from RefSeq and is a predicted model, not a curated record. NCBI's taxonomy places the organism in Eukaryota, Metazoa, Chordata, Mammalia, Artiodactyla, Balaenopteridae. Gene Ontology annotation, molecular function: signaling receptor activity. Gene Ontology annotation, cellular component: membrane.
AUGGGAAGCCGCGGGUCUGGCGUGCCGGGGCCCACGCUCUUCCUGCUGCUGGUGCUGCCGCCGCCGCUGCUGAGCGCGGAGAGCUUCCAGCACGACGGUCCAGGCUGGAAGGACCUCCACCACCUCAGUCUGGACUGGGGGAACCUCUACCGCCACCUCAGCCAGGACGCGGGAAACUUCCACCACCUCCGCGGCCCCAGCACCUGGACCCGGAAGAGCCGGGCAGAAGACAAGAAUUCCUGCCAGAGCUCUUUUGAUCUCUACUUCAUCUUGGAUAUGUCAGGCAGUGUGAACAACAACUGGAUGGACAUUUACACCUUUGUGGAGGAUUUGGUCAAGAAGUUUGACAACCCUAACCUGCGGAUGUCCUUCAUCACUUACUCCACACUGGGUCACACCCUCAUGAAGCUCACCUCAGACAGAAAUGAAAUUCGUGAUGGUCUUAGCAGACUUCAGAAUAUAGUACCUAGUGGAGCCACACACAUGCAGGAAGGAUUUAAAAAGGCUGACAAGGCUCGGAAAAUGGGAGCAACAGUAUACUGUGUGGGUGUAAAAGACUUUGAGGAAGACCAGUUAUUGGAAAUUGCAGACAGCCCCCGUCACGUCUUUGGAGUGGACCAAGGAUUCAAGGCUCUUAAAUACAUCGUUGAGCCACUCGGAACUAAGUCCUGUAUUGAAAUUACAGCUGUGGAGCCUUCCAGUGUCUGUACAGGAGAUGAAAAUGAAUUGAUGAUUUCUGGAAAAGGAUUUAAUAAUGCAAAGAAGAAGGAUGAAGUUAUUUGUAGAUUUAAGUUCAGCGACAAGCAGUUCUUUGAGAUAAAAGCCAAGUCUGUGAAAGAUACCAGUAUAACAUGCCCAGGAGUAAAGAUAGAGAAGCCAGAUCAGGAGGUCUUUGUUGAAGUUAGCCUGAACAAUGGUGUCAGCGUCAUCAACAACAAUGUUAGCAUCACCAGCAAGAACUGUGCGAGUACCAGGGAAGGGGGACCAGAUGACAAGAGUGCCCCACCAGCUGCCCCACCAGCUGCCCCACCAACUGCCCAGCAGACUCCCGAGGAGCCUCCCUCAUCACCACCCCCACAGUUCAUCCCCUAUGUCAACCCUCUCUACUUCUCUGCCCUCAUCCCAGCCCUGCUCCUGUUCCUCCUGGUGCUCUGGUGCAUCUGGUGGCUGUGCCGCAGGAAGACUACCAAGGAGCCGCCACCAGUGCAGAAACCAGAAAGGGAGCCAGAGGAGACAUGUCAAAUGUCAUGCCCCACAGUGAUUGUCCCUUGUGGGUGCCAAGGAGUCAGGAUGAAACGAAUGGAGGGGAAGUGCCUCAACUUCGCCCUAAUGAAGCCCCACUGUGGGCAAUUGCACUGCAGCCCUAAGGUCUGCCUUCAACCCAGCCGGGAGUGCUUCUCCGUCAACAGCUGCUGCUCACGGUGCCAAUGCCCCCCGCCCGUGUGCUCCAGGCUUCCCUCCAGGAUGCAGCCGCUCGUCUCUCCCCCUGCCCGGCCACGCUGCGGAGCCACUUUGUCACUCCAGCCCCCGUAG